Molecule: messenger RNA, 2010 nt
Organism: Alternaria ethzedia
Lineage: Eukaryota; Fungi; Ascomycota; Dothideomycetes; Pleosporales; Pleosporaceae
Exons: 1
Coding region: 1-2010 (669 amino acids)
Biological process (GO): iron ion transport; copper ion import; intracellular iron ion homeostasis
Cellular component (GO): plasma membrane
Molecular function (GO): ferric-chelate reductase activity
Source: RefSeq, a predicted model, not a curated record
AUGGCCGCUGACAUGCUCGUCGCGCGUGCGCACAUCCAGAACUACUCCGAGGCGAGCGCUGUCGAGCCGCAUUGGGGCUACGCAGAUCGCCUCGUCCCCUGCACCAGCGACCCGGGCUCCUGCUUGUACCUCGACGUUGUCUACCGCAGUCACGACAAUGGCAUGCUCUACAUGGGCAUCGUAUGGGCAACCAUCGGCGCCAUUCUGCUGGUGUGGGGCGUUGGCCGACACUUUGCGCCCUCGCAGCCAUCCGGCGUGCAAUUACCAACAGAAGCAGGAGAAGGAGUACCGCAGAGACGCAGCGCAUUCGAACGACUUCAACGGGCAGUUCCAUCAUACGCACGGCAAUACCUUCUGCCUGAUGCGGCGCGACCAAUCUUCGGACGCGUCACUCGCACCCAGGUCCUGACCCUUAUCGUCUUGACGGCGUACCUGACCGUCUUCACCUUUAUCGGCAUCGUCUACCAGCAAUGGAUCACGCCCGUAAAGAAGUAUCCCGGCGUCUACAAUACCCGUACCAGUCUCGGACCAUGGUCAGACCGCAUUGGCGUCAUCGCAUAUGCCCUUACCCCCCUCUCCGUUAUGCUCUCGACGCGCGAGUCUAUCUUGUCGCUCGUCACUGGCCUGCCAUACCAGAGCUUCAACUUCCUCCACCGCUGGCUGGGAUACGUCAUCUUCAUCCAGUCCACCCUCCACACCAUCGGCUGGCUGAUUAUCGAGCUUAAGCUCUAUCAACCCCAGCCACAAGUUAUCAAGGAGUUGGUCUCCCAAGAGUACAUCAUCUGGGGAAUAGUCGCAAUGCUUCUCUUGCUCCUCAUGGUUGUCCUCUCCACUCCCUGGGGCAUCCGACUCACUGGCUACGAAUUCUUCCGCAAGGCCCACUACGUCCUCGCCAUGGUGUACAUUGGAGCGUGCUGGGGACACUGGGAGCAACUGAAGGUCUUCCUCCUACCCGGACUCCUCGUCUGGUUCGUCGACCGCGCUAUUCGGUUCGCCAGGUCAGCACUCCUUCACUACAACUUCCUGCCCUCCGGCCAUAUGGGUUUCCGCGCCGCUUCUGCAAACGUCGCGCUCUUCAAGGACGAGGUCAACGGCGAUGUCGUGCGACUGGAUUUCGACCACCCUCAAGAUGCCUGGGCAGUCGGCCAGCACUUCUACCUCACCUUCCCCGACAGCUCCAUCUGGCAGUCCCACCCAUUUACACCAAUCAGCCGCCCGGUCUACGGCGCUGACUCCCAGCGCCACUCGUACAUUUUCCGCGCAAGGGGCGGAGAGACGAAGAAGAUUGCCGACCUGUCCAUGAAGCGCAUCGCGAACAUGUCAAGCCACCAAGAAUCGCACGAGAGCCUAAUGGCCGACGCCCGCCUCUCUGUCGUCAUGACCGGACCCUACGGCGAGCGUACCAUGCGUGGUCUUGCUGCCAACUCCAACAUCCUCUGCAUCGCUGGCGGCACCGGUAUCGCUUACGUCCUUCCCGUACUUCUCGACCUCGCUUCCAGCCCUCAGUCACCUGACCGUCACAUGACGCUCAUAUGGAGCAUACGCCGAAGGAGCGACAUCGACUGGGUCGGCCCCGAACUUGCUACCCUCAAGCGCAAGUGCCGGAAUCUACGCACCGGUAUUCACAUCUACGUCACCCGCGCCGCAGAAGAAGCCAACCUCGAUCUCACAGUCUCAGAGAAGGCCGCGCCCAACGAGUGCUCCAAGGAGAUCAAUUCCGCCUCUGACUCUUCAUCUGCCGACGCAUCCUCUGCACUGUCAGUUCACGGUGUCGCAAAGUCGGAGUUGGGCCUCAACCACAUCCAAGCAAGGCCUGACCUAGAUACUAUAGUGUCAGAGUUCGUUGCCGGCACUGUACGAGGAGGCACCGAGGUGUUUGCUUCGGGACCCGGUGGUAUGAUUAGCGAUCUUAGGCGGAUAGUCGCCAAGAACAACAAGGGUGGUGAGGUGUGGAAGGGAGACGACAGGUGGGAUGUACGGUUGACGUGUGAUGAUCGAUUAGAGUGGUAG